AUGUUUCGGCAACCAGAUGGAUCCACAACAAUCCGACUUUUUCGAACCAAACCUGUUGAACUGCAGGAGCAUCUCCCUGGCGCCAACCAACUCGCCUCUCGCAGAUCAUUCCUCAACAAUGCUUUUUUCCCAAGCUUCGGGUCCCAAGCACACGACGCUCCAAGUGUGAACGGCUUCAAUUCUGAGAGUCCUCCCGGCAACUUCAAUUUCCCACCCACCUCUUCUCUCCAAUUCGAGCACUCAGAGAGCGGUAGUAGCAGUGUUGGUAACACAGAAACGUGUUUCUGUAUCGAGAGCCAAACUACCUAUCUUCAUCGCAUGUACGAGUUGAAUGUACAGCAGGCAGACGUCCCACUAGACCAAGUACUAAACCUUACUCGGCAAGCAAUAUCUCCCCCGACCCUCCCCGUCUACUUUGGCAGCUUCCAGGUCAACACCACGGGGAGAGAAGGCGAAAUUCUCGCAAUGGCCGUCGAAACUGAAGUCCAGCGAUGCAUUGAAUUAAUGGAGGUUUUGAAUGAGCAAUCGGCAAGGCCACAGCAAUCUCAACUAAGCCAACCCGAGAUACCCGAACCGGUCGCUCACCUUAGCAGCGACUUGAAAAAGUACUUUAUUCUACUCAAGGAUAGACUUGGAAGAGACGCAUCGUCUCCAUAG
Messenger RNA from Pyrenophora tritici-repentis Pt-1C-BFP, 657 nucleotides. Lineage: Eukaryota; Fungi; Ascomycota; Dothideomycetes; Pleosporales; Pleosporaceae. The record is from RefSeq and is a predicted model, not a curated record.